This is a messenger RNA of Manihot esculenta (cassava), 1049 nucleotides long. RefSeq lists its product as uncharacterized. Lineage: Eukaryota; Viridiplantae; Streptophyta; Magnoliopsida; Malpighiales; Euphorbiaceae. The transcript has 2 exons. The record is from RefSeq and is a predicted model, not a curated record. The coding region runs from base 207 to 695 and encodes 162 amino acids.
CAGCGUGGGAAGUGAUUAAAAUUGUCAAAUUCUCGCGUGAAUUUCCUCGGUCGGUCCAACGGCAGACUCUCCUCUUUUCUUUUCCUCCUCCACUUCUUCAACGUCCCUCUCCCUCAAAGCCCAAUCCCACCGUUUCUGCACCAAACGUUCCUCUCUCCUCCUCCUCCGGUAAAAAGUACAAUAAAAUAAAAUAAUAUAAAAAUCAGAUGUUUGAUUUGGGGGAUGAGCUUACAGUAGAAACCUACGGAAUCCCAUGGCUCAUUAUAUGGAUCCAAAUCCUAAUAUUCUUCCUCCUAAUCAUUCUCCUUUGUUGUUUCAGUGUUUUUACUUCAGAUCCUUCGCACUACGACACCAAAGCCAUCUCCUCUUCCAACACCUCUUCUUCUUCCUCUCCCGCUGCUUCUUAUUUAAACAAGUCACUUCUCGACCACGGUAGUACCACAACUCGCGCAAAUCGGUUGCAGCAUAACCAGAUAGGGGAGAGCCAAAGUAUAAAAGGAGAGAUAGCAACAGGCACAAGUACAAGAAUGGUGACAGAAGAGAAUACAGAAAGGGAAGGCAUUUUAACAAACUCAAUCGUUAAUCUCCAUCCCUGCAACUACUUCAGGCUUGCCAAACUGGCACUUCUCAAGUGUUUUGGAUUAGAUCCAUCCUCUGAUAGUUCUCCUAGCUGCGACUGGAAAAAAGACACAUAGGCUUGCUGUUCUGGGAAGUGGAAAUUUGUUGCCUAAUUCUGCAGAAGCAAAGAUUGAGCUAUCUGCCAUUAUAAUCCAGAGAUAAAGGGAUCAAUGGAAUGAAAAGCAAGUCAGAGAUGCGGGCUCAAUCCAAGGUAAAUAUACCCAGAUUAAAGUGUUCAAAAAAAAUCUAAUUGUCGAUAUGCUUGGGACCCUCAUUUUUAAGUGGAAAAUCCAAUUUCAUUCAUUAAAGAAGAUCAAAUUGAUCGGAGCAAUGCUCAUUCCAACAAUUGCCUGUGUAGCUUUGUACAGAGAACACAAGUUUUCUCUAGAACUCCAAUAAACUCUGCAUCAGCCGUCAGGUUUUUGUUUUUG